Messenger RNA from Prorocentrum cordatum, 962 nucleotides. NCBI's taxonomy places the organism in Eukaryota, Dinophyceae, Prorocentrales, Prorocentraceae. The record is from the annotation of a GenBank genome assembly.
AGCCGUUCUGGCCCGAGCAGAGGCACGGAGGGGGCGGGCGGCCCGCGGCGGCGUGGGUGGCGAGGCCGCGGGUGGCCGCGGGGCUUGGCCCGCAUGGCGCAGCAGCGUUCGCGCAGCCCGCCCGCGGAGCAGGGCCACGGCGAGGAGAUGAGUCGGAGCGGAAUCAUUUCCUCGAUGUCUGCUACUCCUUCCUGGACUAUCUACUGGGACUGUCAGCACGACAUCCAGUCGCUGCGUGCCAAGCGUGCGAGGGUGGCGGACCCGCUGGACCGCGCGCUGUGGCCGAUGGACGAGGAGUCUUGGAUUGCUUCCGUCUCUUCACGCAUCAAGGCGAACGCGGACUUCCUGAGGCUCCUGCCGGCGCCCGAGGUGUGCUGCGCCCCGAUCGAGCCGCCCGAGAGGGCCCUGUCCAUCCCGCCGGGCCACCGCGUCGAGAGCAGGAAUUCCUCCAAGGUGCGGUCCACGCUGCGGCAGUUCGUGCGCGACUGGGCCGUCGAGGGCGCGCCCGAGCGGGAGAUGUGCUACGGCCCCCUGAUCGAGGCCCUGCAGCGCCACCUGCCAACUGGGGCGCGGGGCAGCCAGCGGGUGCUGUGCCCCGGCAGCGGGCUCGGGAGGCUGCCCUUCGACCUCGCGAGGGUGGGCUACGCCGCGCAGGGGAACGAGUUCUCCUACCACAUGAUCAUGGGGAGCCAGCUGGUCUUCAACCGGACCAGCAAGGCCUUGUGCUUCACGAUAUACCCGUUCGUCACCAGCAUCGCCAACCGGCGCCGCGCCGCCGACACCCUGCAGGCAGUCAGGAUCCCGGACCUGUGCCCCGUGGAUGCGCUGCCCGAGGGGUCGGACUUCUCCAUUCGGCGGCGAGCGAGGGGGGGAGAGAGGGAGAAGGCCUUCUCAAAAGGCGGCGAGACUUCUCAGAAGCCUUCCGGCCUUCUAAGAAGUUUUCUGCGUCUCUGGGGAAGGCC